GGGAAAAAAAAGAAGUUACGUUUCUUUGUUGGGGGUUGGGAGUUGGGACGGAUGAACCGAAGAACCAAGCGGCAGAGAAGUGGCGAGUAAAAGAAGUAUACGUUUUUAAUUAAUUAACACCAUGCACCGAAACCGUGAGAGUUGAAGAACACUAACAGAAGAUGUCGGACAUUUUCGGAUCAGUUCGUCGUUCUUUUGUUCUCCGACGCAGCACUAGCAACAGCAGUAGUUCCAUCAAAGAUGAAGGUGGAGAAGGAGGGAUUGUUGAAAAGAUCGGGUCCUACCUUAGGAAAUCAAGGGAGGAGAUCAUCUCCAAAUUGCAGAAGCCUCCAAUGUUAGCAAUGGAGAAUGAGCCUCCGAUCCGAUGGCGGAAGGGCGAACUAAUCGGGUGUGGCGCUUAUGGUCGAGUUUACAUGGGGAUGAAUCUGGAUUCUGGGGAGCUGCUCGCUGUGAAACAGGUCUCCAUUAUCAAAAGAAAUACUCCAAGGGAGAAAACCCAAGCUCAUAUUUUGGAGCUGGAGGAAGAAGUUAAGCUUCUUAAGAACCUCUCCCAUCCCAAUAUAGUUAGGUAUUUAGGAACCGCAAGAGAGGAAGAAAGCUUAAAUAUUUUCUUGGAAUUUGUCCCUGGUGGUUCAAUUUCCUCAUUGCUUGGGAAAUUUGGUUCAUUUCCGGAGCCUGUCAUAAGGAUGUAUACGAAGCAGCUGUUGAAGGGGCUAGAAUAUCUCCAUAGGAACGGAAUCAUACAUAGGGACAUAAAGGGUGCAAACAUCCUUGUUGAUAACAAAGGCUGCAUCAAGCUUGCCGACUUCGGUGCAUCCAAGAAAGUUGUUGAGCUGGCAAAUAUGUUGAGCACCAAGUCAAUGAAGGGCACUCCAUAUUGGAUGGCUCCAGAAGUCAUUCUCCAAACAGGGCAUACCUUCUCUGCUGAUAUAUGGAGUGUCGGGUGCACUGUCAUAGAAAUGGCCACUGGAAAACCUCCCUGGAGUGAACAGUACCAGGAGGUUGCUGCCCUUUUCCAUGUUGGGAUGACAAAGUCACAUCCACCCAUCCCUGAGCAUCUCUCUUUGGAGGCAAAGGAUUUUCUUUUGAAAUGUUUGCAGAAGGAACCCGAGUUGAGGCUGUCUGCAUCAGACUUGCUGCAGCAUUCCUUCAUUAGAGAGGAAUACAGGGAUUCUCAUUCAAUAUAUGUCUCACCUUCUAAGGAACACUCUCAAGCCUUGAUUUUUUCAUCAGCAGUAGAUUCAAAGAACUUAACUCCUGGUGUAGUGGCCAAACCUAGGGCAACCUACCAAGGUUUUAGGGCAGGAUGCAACAUCCAUAACGUGAGAUGCCCAACUUCAGAAGCAAAUAAAGAUGAAAAAAUGUGUCAGACCAGUACAGACAAUGGUUUCAAGGCAGAAAAAAAGUUGAGAACUGAUUCUUCCUUAACGCAAGAUUCCUUUUACAAGACUUUUUACUCCAUGUCUGAGUCCUUCAAGGAUUGGAAAUGCAAGUCCAAAGAAUCUUCUGAGCCAAGAGGACUGAACUUGGAAGACUGUUGUGGAUCAGAUUAUAGUACAGUCAGCAGUUAUGAAGCACAUGCAAAAAGGGAGGAUGGUAUCAUAUUUCCUUUGCAGAUGCCUUUACAUGGUGGUGGUGAUGAUGAUGAUGAUGACGACGAUGAAGUAACAGCAUCGAAAAUCAGAGCAUGUCUGGAUGAUAUGGCUUUGGAUCUGAAGAAGUUGCAGACACCUCUAUAUGAAGAAUUCUACAACUUGGAGUCUGGAUGUAAGCACAUAGUGGCGAAUGACAAAGAUGAUAGAGAAGGUUCUAGGAUAUCUUCCACACCACUGAGCAAGUUAGCAAGUGGAACACUGUCUUCACUGGCAGAUGCUGAGAGAACUGGCAGCCUUGGUAGUUGUGGAACGUGCAUCUCAAGCAACAGGAGCAGCACUACUGAUCAAGUCUUGAGAGAAAUUCCUCCAUCUCAGCUUAAUGAAUGGGAAGGGACUCUUCUGGAAUCUCAGCUAGAGCCAAACAGCCCAAGUGGCAGCUGCUCAGAGAGGCAGAGGAAGUGGAAAGAAGAGUUGGACCAAGAGCUAGAGAGACACCGUGGGAUGAUGCGUCAGGUGGGCCUUAGCAGGAAGUCAUCUUCCUCAAGAGAUAGAGGUUUGAAGCGUAGAAGAGACCGAUCAUGGGAUGUAUCUCCAUCCAAAUGAAAUUGUACACUGUAAUUUCCACAUAUAAUAAACUCAUUUUCCCUCUUUCCCCCUCUAAUUGAAGUAUUAGAGUAUCUGAUUCUUCCUACAACCUCUCAGCCAUUUUGCUGUGCCUCAACAAGGGCAUCACGGGGUUUCAUGUACAUUGCUGUUUUAUUGCAUGGCUGUAAAUCUAAACUUGAUUCUGUAUCUGUUUGUACAAUUGUAUGUGGAGAAAUUUUGUUCAAGUGAUA
This is a messenger RNA of Nelumbo nucifera (sacred lotus), 2431 nucleotides long. Its product is annotated as mitogen-activated protein kinase kinase kinase NPK1-like. Gene Ontology annotation, cellular component: cytoplasm. Gene Ontology annotation, biological process: protein phosphorylation; MAPK cascade. Lineage: Eukaryota; Viridiplantae; Streptophyta; Magnoliopsida; Proteales; Nelumbonaceae. The record is from RefSeq and is a predicted model, not a curated record. Gene Ontology annotation, molecular function: MAP kinase kinase kinase activity; ATP binding.